Corythoichthys intestinalis (scribbled pipefish) is the source of this 1493-nucleotide messenger RNA. RefSeq names its product family with sequence similarity 131 member Aa (gene fam131aa). The coding region runs from base 268 to 1092 and encodes 274 amino acids. The record is from RefSeq and is a predicted model, not a curated record. The transcript is spliced from 5 exons. NCBI's taxonomy places the organism in Eukaryota, Metazoa, Chordata, Actinopteri, Syngnathiformes, Syngnathidae.
CCUACCAUUGAUGGCAGAUAGACAAAAUUCAAAUAGAUCUGACGUCUAUCGCUGUCAAUGGCAGCCAAUGAGUUAAUAAGGAUUAACAGCUUGUGGGUGGGGCUGAGCUGCUUACUAUCACACACCAUAUGUUUUGAACCUCACCUCCCUACCACUGGCUUUGGGGGCAACCGUUUGGUUGGGCUUAGCAUGGAAAAGUAGGGCACGGGUGACACUUUGAAAACACACCAGCCGUUCGUGGUAAAUUGUUAGUUCGACACGGAUGACAUGCAUGCUGUGAGGUUGAAGUCCACAAUUAGAGGGAGGAGGUGCGAAGAGGAGGAAGAAGAGGUGAAAUUCGAGGAGAGUGACAUGAUUCCAAAGUCAGGAAAAUCUCCGAUGGACUCGCGGAAAAGUGUGGCGGGCAUCCAUGAGUUUGCAGCACUCGCCAGAUCUUCGCUCAAUGGCAUCUCGCAAGCGGUGAGGGACCACGUGACCAAACCCACCUCACUGGCCCAGGGCCGGGUUGCCCACCUCAUUGAAUGGAAAGGCUGGCCCAAACCUGUGGAACCCUCCCACGCCGCCCACUUCAGCUCCUACUGUCGCCUGAGCGAAGGCGAGAAGGAGGCCCGCUUUGCUGCCGGUGUGGCCGAGCAGUUUGCCAUCGCUGAGGCCAAGCUGCGUGCGUGGGCAUCGGUGGACGAGGAUGACAUGGAUGAAGACGAUUCCAAUGACGAGGAGGCCAAAGUGGGCUCUCACGCCGACUUCACCCCUCAGAGCACAGCAGACGCCGCCACGUCCCACCUGGCAUCCGGACUUCUGGUCCGGUCUGAACAACUUUUCCAAGAGGAAAACGGUGGCGACGGUGAGGUGUUUGUCCACCACAAACCUGAGAGGAGGCCCGGCCGUUUUGAUUCUUGCUACUCUACCUCGUACUCUGAAUCACCCGAAGAGGAUGACGAGGAAGAAGACGAUGAGGUGUUCCACGAAGCUCGGCUCUGGAGCUCUGGGCGUUUUCCGUUCGACCGGGCCUCCUCCGGGGUGGCGUCUCUGGACGAGGAAGACCACGAGAAACAGGACCGGGGAGAUGAGGGGAAAGAGUAUUUGAUGUGAUGUGUCGUCCGUGUCUUUGAAUGUGGAGAUGACUUCAUCUUUUGCUUUGCCUCAUGUCCUUCUUCUCGUCUAUUACCAGGCCACCGGAGAAUUGCUAAACGGAAUCCAACGCUGUCAAUUUUGUACAUUUUUUGGUGUCAGUGUCGCUAUGGCGUUGUUUUUUCUAUGGGAUAUUUUGUAGUGUUGUAUUUUAUCAGGGUUCAUGCUGUGUCUCGUGGAUGUUGAUACUGAAUGUCCUUGCACACGUCGAAGUAUAAAAGGUGACUUUUUCUGGGGGAGCAUGUGUCUUGUCGUUUGUUUUCAGGUUAUCAAAGAAAGUAACAACAAAACAACGUGUUUCUUAGUGGGUGUUUUUUUUUUUUUUUAAUGAAAAAGGACAAUAUAAGUUUGUACAGUGGUAC